UCCUCAUGUAAUUCGCGAUUUUCCCUCAGAAGGAUAUAAUUGCCAAGGAUAUAAUCGUCGUUCGAUUACCAAGACAUUUAGUUCGUAGAACGUCGAGGAGUGCGAAUAACAGAAGUUACGUGAGUAUGUCGAGACAUCUCGGAGUGCCACACACAGUCAGUGGCGUUACGCAUGGCGCGAAACAGAGAGAAGGAAAUCAAGCGAAAAUACUAAAUGUAUUCGGUCAUCAGGAUAUAUUUCGUUGCGCAUCAGUGCGUCUAAUGACUCGAUGGUUUGUGGAGAGUAAUCGUGAAACCGUGAAUCAGGAAGUAUCAGCGAAUCGCGUCCUCUGGAAGGUGAUUGAUAUUCAUUUCUAUCAAUGUUAACUUUCAUCUCGGUACUUUAACUUGCUCUUUUUUUGCUGAUACUUCGAAUGAGAAAAAGAUAAAAGGUCAUUUAGCCCAAGAUGAAAUUAAUUCACUUGGUAGAGACGGACGUAAGGACACAAAGGUGUCCAGGCAUCUUGAAAUCGCGAUGCGCGACGAUCGGUGGCGCGAAACCGAGCGCGACCGAGGAGACUCGAGACUAGCCGAAGGUACAUUCGAAGUACAUCGUUUCGCGCCGGUGGACGUGGGUGGUGUCGUUGCGAGGUUCGCGAUUUUCUGUGUGCAGAGGAAAAGAAAUCGGAAGAUAAUCCGACCCGAGAUCGGUUCCGGGGUCACUUUCUGUCGCUGGGCAUUAUCGGGAUAUCGAAACAAGUCGUAUAUUUGACGAGUCACACAUCGCGAACGCUUCGACGUAUCGCUGGGUUAGUUUCGCCACAGGUCAGUGACGUGAAGUUGAACGCGAUUGAAAAUAGAGUGAAGUUUGCUGAGGACCCGAGUUUUCGAAACCUGUCGUUUCAUGUUCAUCGAAUGUACACACAUGAAAAUCUUGAGGAGUGCCGCGAAUGUUUCUGAAUAUCCUGGAAAGUGCGUGUCGUGUGCGUUCGCUUUACCGCAUCUUUCUCUCGAUUCUACGGAGCGACGAGGAUAAUUUUUCCACGACAGACAGAGGAGACAGCGCUAACGAGGCUGAAACGAGAUGCCGCGGAUUCAGUGAGCCACUUGCUGCUCAGGUUAUGUUUUCUGAACGCAGCGUUUCCCGAUUGCAUUCUGCAGCUGGCGUAUACAUAGCUAACCUCAGAGCACGUCAGAGAACUCAGAGAGAGCGGGCGAUCGUCGUCAACAUGGCGGACGGCGACUUGCUCGUCACUAUUUCGGGCGCGGCGCUUUCGCUGCUGUUCUACGAAAAUGUGCGCAGUGUCGGCGAACAGAUGGGCUUUCUUCUCGGAGAAGCACUCGAAUUCAUCGUCAAGACCUACACUGACUCUGACAAUCAAGUGGAGACCGUCAAGAUUCAUAUUAACGUGGAGACCAUCGUGACAUGUCCUUUGAUUGAUCUUCUACAUGAUUCCACUGGCCGGAUUAAUAAAGAGAAAUUGAAAGAUUUUGUGCGUGAUAAAAGUAAACAGGUGAUUGGCUGGUUCCGCUUUCGCAGAAAUAGCAGUAGCUUGAUCCCAACAAUGAGGGACAAGUUAUUGCAUAAGCAAUUUGCCUCGCAUUUCUCUGGCGGAAACAACUGCAGGGAAGAUUUUUUCCUUGCCUGCCUCCUGAACGCCUCUACUUCCGAGACACGCGGCACCCACAAGUUCCGACACGUAUUUCUAAGGCAUAAGCGAGGAUUGUUUGAGCCGAUUCCUUUGAGAAUAAACAAUUUGGGCGAUGAUGCAUCUCGACAUGAUGGUUCAGAUUAUAAGCCAACACCUGUUAGAAAAUCUGCACACGCACCUGAUGGCUUCACUGAACUGAUAGAAUCAUUGAAGUUGGACAUGACAAGGCUAAGUGGAUUAGAUUCUGCUAUGAUGAUCCAGAAGGCCGCCGAACGACACCUGAUGUCACUGAUCCCGAAAGUGUGCGAGUCCGAUCUGGAAGUGACCGAAUUGGAGAGGCAAGUGCGUGAACUGAAAGACAAGAUCGCAGCGCAGCGAUUAACAAGGAAAACGAAGGUGAACGGUGAGAGCUACGAGAGGACCUCUAAAGCAAACAGGGAGAAUUGCUUAUCAGAGAAAAUCGAUUCUUCAACGAAAGACGAAAUGAAAAUCAGCGAUGACAUGCGUCUCCAAAGGGAUCACUCGUCCUGCGCCCAGUCACUUACCUCUAACAGCCGACCAUCGUGCCGCAAUACCGCCGUUUGUAUCGCUAAAAGCGUCAACCAGGAAAAAUCUCGUCGCUCAGGACGUGGCAAUCUUCCGCAGGAAGAUAGCAAUCAGCAGCAAAAUACGCAAGAUCUCUCGUUUACCAAUAGCAGGCGUCCCAUUCCGGAAAUCGUUACUGAAUCAAUUUGUCAAGAAGGUAGCGAGACAAGCGUAGGUAGAGGCAGAGGUAGCGGCCGAGGUAACCACGAAUUCACACCGGGAAUGAAGAAAGUACGUCGUAACUUAGGCACAUCUCAGGUGCAUUCCUCCCGGGAGAGAAGCGUCACUCCAGAACAGGAUUUCUCCGAUGCCGACAGUUCUGCUGCCGUACCCCUUAGCUCCCCCGUUGUCAGGUCUAUCAGCCAGGUAACAAAAAAGACAAAUCUGGAGAAAUGCAACAAAGCAAUGGCGUCAUUGGAUAUUUGAGUGAAGAAACCAAUCCUGGAAAAAUCACGCUUUCAGACUUUGUCAAACUUUAGACAUUUAAAAAUUCGAAUGUUUGAAAGAAUCUGAAAGAACAAGGGAAAAAGAGAGAUUCUAGUAUUAUGAAAAGUGCAAGAAGGAAAAUAAAGAAAAUCUAAACAUUGAGAAAGAAGACGAAAGUUACUAACUUUAAAAGGCUUAAGAGAAAUCUAAAUAGAAGAUGCGCUUGAAUUUCUUGAGAGAAUACGUUUACUCGGCGAUUAGAUGCGAUUUUCAAUUAUUCUCUUUAUAGGUGCCUUAAAUUUUGCGAAAAAAUUCAAGAAAACUUAAUUAAAGAUUUGGAAGAAUAUCAAUUACCUACAUUUUAUUUCUUAUUUCAUGUUUGUCAUUCGUUUUAUAAUGUUUAUUGUGCCAUUAAAUAUUUGUAUGAAGAGUUGAACAUGUUGUAUUACAAAAUCUGUAAGCUUGUAGUUAAUAUGCACUAAUUAUUAAAGAUAUUUUGUAAAUAAAGAGCGCAAAAUGAUUGUUAUUUCAUUUUGUGUUGUAUAAAUAAACAAUUGAUAAUAA
Molecule: messenger RNA, 3205 nt
Organism: Solenopsis invicta (red fire ant)
Lineage: Eukaryota; Metazoa; Arthropoda; Insecta; Hymenoptera; Formicidae
Product: BRISC complex subunit FAM175B
Exons: 8
Coding region: 929-2641 (570 amino acids)
Biological process (GO): protein K63-linked deubiquitination; attachment of spindle microtubules to kinetochore; mitotic spindle assembly
Cellular component (GO): nucleus
Molecular function (GO): polyubiquitin modification-dependent protein binding; microtubule binding
Source: RefSeq, a predicted model, not a curated record